GGCUGCGAAGAUACCCUGCGCCCAGCACGGUGACAACCGAAAGGAGAAACCCCGAAGCCGGAGACUGGAUGCCGGAGCCCAACAAUAAGUCUCUAUUCGGAGGUCGGGAAGGGUUCCCCUAAACUCGCUCGCCGGGGAUCCAUCUUUACGGGGGGAAAGAACGAGACAGAGAUUCCGCUGUAAAUGCAUCAGAGGCGGAGAGCCCAGCAUGAAGAAAGCCAGCAGGCCGGCGGUCACUAAGGCCCAGGGCGCGGAGCGAGGGAAGGCCGAGGGCGGUGUUGCCGUGGGCACAGCGGGCAAGACCUCCGGCAAGAGCUCCACCACAGCCUCGCUGUCCAAGGUGAAAAGCAACGAUGAUCUUCUAGCGGCCAUGUCAGGGGGUGCCCCAGUCAGCAACAGCACCGUCCCCAAGGUCAGGAAGACCAGCUCCGCCCACCAGAGCUCGGUGGCCGCAGGCGUCGGGAAUGCGGAAGGCAAGGUCAAGGCCAGCUCCGGUUCCUCGGCCAAGCGCGGGACGUCCCUGACCUCCAAGGAGCCCAGCUCCUCCCGGGACCGGCUGCGGAACUCGCGGGCGGCGGCCGCCGGCAAGAAGCUGUCGACAGCGGCGCCGGGGCUGGCGGAGCCGGCGCAGGCCAAGCGGUCACGCAGCCGGGCCCUGGCCGAGUCGGAGGCACGCAUGAGCAAGUCUAAAUCGGACGGGCAGAUCAGCGAUAAGGCGGCGCUGGAGGCCAAGGUGAAGGACCUGCUGGGGCUGGCGCAGAGCAAAGACGUGGAGAUCAUGCAGCUGCGGAGCGAACUGCGUGACAUGCGGGCGCAGCUGGGCCUCGGGGACGAGCCCGCCGAGGACGAGCGGCCACAGGGCCGGGAGGCGCCCGCCAUCAGCGCCGCCGACGUGGAGUCCACUCUGCUGCUCCUGCAGGACCAGAACCACAGCAUCCGCGAGGAGCUCAACCUGCUGAAGAACGAGAACCGCAUGCUGAAGGACCGCCUCAACGCCCUGGGCUUCUCCCUGGAGCAGCGGCUGGACGGCUCCGACAAGAUGUUCUGCUACCAGUCGCCGAGCCCGGACCCGGCCGGCGGGGGCGGCGGGGGGGGCGGCACGCAUGGCGACGGGGGCAGCGGGGCGCUGGCGUCCUCGGUGGAGGGCUCCGCCCCCGGCUCCAUGGAGGACCUGCUGGCGGAGCACCAGCGCAGCAGCUCGGUGGACAACCUGGACAGUGAGUCCAGCGAGGUCUACCAGCCCGUCACCUCCAGCGACGACGCCCUGGACGCGCCCUCGGGCUCCUCCUCCUCCUCGGAGUCGGAGGGCGCCCCGCCCAGCCGGGAGCGCUCCCGCAAGGGCAGCAGCGGCAACACCAGCGAGGUGUCGGUGGCCUGCCUGACGGAGCGCAUCCACCAGAUGGAGGAGAACCAGCACAGCACGGCCGAGGAGCUGCAGGCCACGCUGCAGGAGCUGGCCGACCUGCAGCAGAUCACGCAGGAGCUGAACGGCGAGAACGAGCGGCUGGGCGAGGAGAAGGCCAUCCUCAUGGACUCGCUGUGCCAGCAGAGCGACAAGCUGGAGCACUACGGCCGGCAGAUCGAGUACUUCCGCUCGCUGCUGGACGAGCACCACGUGUCCUACGUCAUCGACGAGGACAUCAAGAGCGGCCGCUACCUGGAGCUGGAGCAGCGCUACGUGGACCUGGCGGAGAACGCCCGCUUCGAGCGCGAGCAGCUGCUGGGGGUCCAGCAGCACCUCAGCAACACGCUCAAGAUGGCCGAGCAGGACAACAAGGAGGCGCAGGAGAUCAUCGGGGUGCUGAAGGAGCGCAACCACCAGAUGGACCGGCUGGUGGAGUCGGAGCAGCAGGGCAAGGCGGCCAUGGCCAAGGUGCUGGAGGAGUGCAAGGCGGCGGCCAGCAGCGACCAGGCAGAGCUGAGCCGCUGCCGGGCCCAGCUGGAGCAGGAGCGGCAGAAGGUGGCCGAGCUCUACUCCAUCCACAGCUCCGGCGACAAGAACGACAUCCGCGAGCUGCUGGAGGGCGUGCGGCUGGACAAGGAGCAGGCCGAGGGCAAGGCCGCUCAGCUGCAGGAGGAGCUGGGCCGGGCCCGCAGCGAGGGCGCCCGCCUCCAGGACACCCUCGGCAAGUUGGACGGGGAGUACAGGAGCUUUCGGGAGGAGGUGCAGAAGCAGCUGUCGGAGCAGAAGCGCAUGCUGGAGAAGCAGCAGGUGGAGCUGGAGGAGAAGGAGACGGAGAUCGGGGACAUGAAGGAGACCAUCUUUGAGCUGGAGGACGAGGUGGAGCAGCACCGCGCCCUCAAGCUCCACGACAACCUCAUCAUCUCCGACCUGGAAAAUUCAGUGAAAAAGCUGCAGGACCAGAAGCAUGAUAUGGAGCGAGAGAUAAAGAUUCUGCACCGGAGACUGAGGGAGGAGUCGGCGGAGUGGCGGCAGUUCCAGGCCGACCUGCAGACAGCCGUGGUCAUCGCCAACGACAUCAAGUCGGAGGCGCAGGAGGAGAUCGGAGACCUGCGGAGGCGUCUGCACGAGGCCCAGGAGAAGAACGAGAAGCUGGGCAAGGAGCUGGACGAAGUCAAGAACCGCAAGCAGGAUGAGGAGAGGGGCCGGGUGUAUAACUACAUGAACGCGGUGGAGAGGGACCUGGCCGCCCUCCGCCAGGGCAUGGGGCUCAGCCGCCGCUCCUCCACCUCCUCCGAACCCUCGCCCACCGUCAAGACGCUCAUCAAGUCCUUCGACAGCGCCUCGCAAGGUCCCGUCCCGAACGCUGCGACCGCCACCCCCACGGCCGCCGCCACCGCCCUUCCUCGAACCCCGCUGAGCCCCAGCCCGCUGAAGACCCCUCCCGCUGCGGCCGUCUCGCCCAUUCAGAGGCACUCCAUCAGCGGACCCAUUGCCACAGCCAAGCCCCUGUCCUCGCUGAGCGACAAGAGACCCAGCUACACCGAGAUCAGCAUGCCAGCAGAGCACCUUGUCCGGGGGUCACCUGGGAGCCGGCCUGGGUCCGCCCUGCAGAGGGUCUCUAACAUGGACACCUCCAAGGCCAUCUCAGUGUCCCGGAGGAGCAGUGAGGAGGUGAAGAGGGACAUCUCUGCCCCAGACGGCACCGCCUCGGCCUCCCUCAUGGCCAUGGGCUCCGCCUCGCCCCAGCUGGCCCUGUCCUCCACCUCUCCCACCGCCUCCGUCACCCCCACCGCUCGCAGCCGGCUCCGGGAGGAGAGGAAGGACCCUCUUUCGGCGCUGGCCCGGGAGUACGGGGGGUCCAAGAGGAACGCGCUGCUCAAGUGGUGUCAGAAGAAGACCGAGGGGUACCAGAACAUCGACAUAACCAACUUCAGCAGCAGCUGGAACGACGGCCUGGCCUUCUGCGCUGUGCUCCACACCUACCUGCCUGCACACAUUCCCUACCAGGAGCUCAACAGCCAGGACAAGAGACGGAACUUCACACUAGCCUUCCAGGCAGCGGAGAGCGUGGGGAUCAAGUCCUCGUUGGACAUUAAUGAGAUGGUGCGGACGGAGAGACCGGACUGGCAGAGCAUCAUCUCCUACGUCACAGCCAUCUACAAGUACUUUGAGACCUGACUGUGCGAGCUCCCCCGCCAUUACCACCACUGUUACCACCAACACCACCCCGACCCCUGAACUGGAGCCGCCCUUUUCUCAGCCAGCCAAUGACAUCAAUCAUGGAAAAACGCCAUGACGACUCUGGACUCCCUCCCCACCCCACACACAGUCACACACACACUCUCACACUGCUACACACACACACA
Molecule: messenger RNA, 3771 nt
Organism: Megalops cyprinoides (Indo-Pacific tarpon)
Lineage: Eukaryota; Metazoa; Chordata; Actinopteri; Elopiformes; Megalopidae
Gene: specc1la
Product: sperm antigen with calponin homology and coiled-coil domains 1-like a
Exons: 16
Coding region: 209-3583 (1124 amino acids)
Biological process (GO): actin cytoskeleton organization
Cellular component (GO): filamentous actin; microtubule organizing center
Molecular function (GO): protein binding
Source: RefSeq, a predicted model, not a curated record